AAAAUACGAGAACGUAUGAGCAACACAAACGUUGGAGAGUACAUUCCAAGUUCUCGUAAAUUUUAAAAUAAUCGUUUCAUAAUAUAACCUAUAAAAUGGCGCAAACGGAGCAACAGAAGCUGCAGCUCAUUCAAGAAUUAGAAAUCGAAAUGAUGGCCGACAUGUACAAUCGUUUAACAGCCUCGUGUCAUAAAAAGUGUAUUCCGCCAGUUUAUACUGAUGCCGAAAUAGCCAAAGGAGAAGCCGUGUGUUUAGACCGCUGUGUAGCUAAAUUUUUGGACAUUCAUGAAAGAAUUGGUAAGAAGCUGGGUCAGUUGUCAAUGCAAGAUGAAGAAUUACUGAAGAAAAAAUAGUUUAUUGUCUAGUGUUUGUAGUAAAUUUAGAAGCUUUUUUAUUUUGUAUGUUAUGAAUUACAAUUAAUAGUUUGUUUCAAUAAAAAAGAUUUUUCUUGUCAUUUA
Molecule: messenger RNA, 458 nt
Organism: Agrilus planipennis (emerald ash borer)
Lineage: Eukaryota; Metazoa; Arthropoda; Insecta; Coleoptera; Buprestidae
Gene: Tim10
Product: mitochondrial import inner membrane translocase subunit Tim10
Exons: 1
Coding region: 96-353 (85 amino acids)
Biological process (GO): protein insertion into mitochondrial inner membrane
Cellular component (GO): mitochondrial inner membrane
Source: RefSeq, a predicted model, not a curated record